Phascolarctos cinereus (koala) is the source of this 3357-nucleotide messenger RNA. It is a transcript of the gene GRM2, whose product is annotated as glutamate metabotropic receptor 2. Gene Ontology annotation, molecular function: G protein-coupled receptor activity. Gene Ontology annotation, cellular component: membrane. The record is from RefSeq and is a predicted model, not a curated record. NCBI's taxonomy places the organism in Eukaryota, Metazoa, Chordata, Mammalia, Diprotodontia, Phascolarctidae. Gene Ontology annotation, biological process: G protein-coupled receptor signaling pathway.
UUUCUCUUCCCCUUUCCCCCUACCCAUUUAUAUCCUCCUUUUGUUUUCUCUCCUCUCUCUCUGUCUCCUCUCCCUAAUCCCAUCCGGGACCUCGGUCAGGUGCCCUCAAAAUGGGGCCAACUCUGCCUUUGCUGCUGCUGCUGCUGUUGCUGCUGUGGGGAGCCAGGGGUGGGGCCGAGGCGGGAGCUGGGAGCCCAGGCAAGAAGACCCUAAGCCUGGCGGGGGACCUGGUUCUGGGCGGGCUGUUCCCGGUGCACCAGAAGGGGGUCCCAGGGGCUGGGGGGAACGGGGAGUGCGGCGGCCCUGUGAACGAACAGCGCGGUGUGCAGCGCCUGGAAGCCAUGCUCUUCGCCUUGGAUCGCAUCAACGGUGACCCGAGGCUGCUGCCUGGCGUGCGUCUGGGCGCGCACAUCCUGGACAGCUGUUCCACCGACACGCACGCACUAGAGCAGGCUCUGGACUUCGUGCGCGCCUCCCUCAGCCGCGGCGCCCCAGGCUCCCGCCACGUGUGCCCCGACGGCUCCUACGCCAUCCACGGCGAGCCGCCCACAGCCAUCACCGGCGUCAUCGGCGGCUCCUACAGCGACGUCUCUAUCCAGGUAGCCAACCUCCUCCGGCUUUUCCAAAUCCCACAGAUCAGCUAUGCAUCAACCAGUGCUAAGCUCAGCGACAAGUCCCGUUAUGAUUACUUUGCUCGUACAGUACCUCCAGACUUCUACCAGGCCAAGGCCAUGGCUGAGAUCCUCCGCUUCUUCAACUGGACCUACGUAUCAACUGUGGCCUCAGAGGGGGACUAUGGGGAGACUGGAAUUGAGGCCUUUGAGCUGGAGGCCCGGGCCCACAACAUCUGUGUGGCCACCUCAGAGAAGGUGGGCCGGGCCAUGAGUCGGGCUGCCUUUGAGGGUGUGGUUCGGGCCCUGUUGCAGAAACCCAGUGCCCGAGUAGCUGUUGUGUUUGCUCGCUCUGAGGAUGCCCGUGAACUUUUGGCAGCUGCCCAACGCCUCAAUGCCUCCUUCACGUGGGUGGCCAGUGACGGCUGGGGUGCCCUGGAAAGUGUGGUGGCAGGCAGUGAAGGGGCAGCAGAGGGUGCUCUCACUAUUGAACUGGCCUCCUACCCCAUCAGUGACUUUGCCACCUAUUUUCGAGCCCUUGACCCAUGGAACAACAGCCGAAAUCCUUGGUUUAGAGAAUUCUGGGAGCAGAAGUUUGGGUGUAGCUUCCGCCGGCGGGACUGUGGGGUCCACUCACUCAAGACAGGACCCUUUGAGCAGGAGUCCAAAAUUAUGUUUGUGGUCAAUGCCGUGUACGCCAUGGCCCACAGCUUACACAACAUGCACCAGGCCUUGUGUCCCAACACCACCCAUCUCUGUGAUGCCAUGCGCCCUGUCAAUGGGAAGCGACUCUACAAAGACUUCAUGCUCAAUGUCAAGUUUGAUGCACCAUUCCGCCCGGCUGACACCCACAACGAGGUGCGCUUCGACCGCUUUGGCGAUGGCAUCGGCCGAUACAAUAUCUUCACCUACCUCCGCGCAGGCAGCGGACGCUACCGCUACCGAAAGGUUGGCUAUUGGGCUGAGGGCCUGAGUCUGGACACCAGCCUCAUCCCAUGGGCCUCAACCCAAGGCACUGCCCUCCCGGCCUCCAGAUGCAGCGAACCCUGCCUGAAGAAUGAGAUGAAGAGUGUCCAGCCGGGUGAUGUCUGCUGCUGGCUCUGCAUUCCCUGCCAGCCCUAUGAGUAUCUGAAGGAUGAGUUCACCUGCACUGAUUGUGGGUUGGGCUACUGGCCCAAUGCAAGCCUCUCCGGGUGCUUUGAGCUGCCCCAAGAGUACAUCCGCUGGGGAGAUGCGUGGGCCCUGGGGCCAGUCACAAUCUCCUGCUUGGGCUUCCUCGCCACCCUCUUUGUUCUGGGCGUAUUCGUCCGCCACAAUGGGACACCUGUGGUCAAAGCCUCAGGCAGGGAGCUCUGCUACAUCCUUCUGGCUGGUGUCCUGCUCUGCUAUUCCAUGACUUUCGUGUUCAUUGCCAAGCCCUCCACGGCGGUAUGUGCCCUCCGACGACUUGGCUUGGGCACUGCCUUCUCUGUCUGCUAUUCGGCACUGCUCACCAAGACAAACCGCAUCGCACGCAUUUUUGGUGGCGGCGCCCGAGACGGAGCCCGGCGCCCACGUUUCAUAAGCCCCGCUUCCCAGGUGGCCAUCUGUCUGGCCCUCAUCUCGGGCCAGCUGCUCAUCGUGACCAUCUGGCUGCUGGUGGAGGCUCCGGGCACAGGCAAGGAGACAGGGCCCGAGAGGAGAGAAGUGGUAACCCUGCGCUGCAACCAUCGGGACUCCAGUAUGCUGGCUUCUCUCGCCUACAAUGUGCUGCUCAUUGCACUGUGCACCCUCUAUGCCUUCAAGACCCGCAAGUGUCCAGAGAACUUUAACGAGGCCAAAUUCAUCGGCUUCACCAUGUACACCACCUGCAUCAUCUGGCUGGCCUUUCUGCCCAUCUUCUAUGUCACCUCCAGUGACUACAGGGUGCAGACCACAACCAUGUGUGUGUCUGUCAGCCUCAGCGGCUCUGUGGUUCUAGGCUGCCUCUUCACCCCCAAACUUCACAUCAUCCUCUUCCAGCCACAGAAGAAUGUAGUCAGUCACCGAGCUCCCACCAGCCGCUUCAGUGUCACAGCUGCUGGCUCCAGCAUCUCCCAUGGCUCUGGCUCCCAGUUUGUUCCUACGGUAUGUAAUGGCCGGGAGGUGGUAGAUUCCACAACUUCAUCACUCUGAGGGAUGAACCCCAAAACAACUUGGUUCCAUGGCUAAAGAUGGGGGAGGUAGCACAGGGCCCCAUCCCCUGGGACCCAGGCAGACAAGCCUGGAGCAUUGCAAUAACCCCAAGUCACUUCAUUUCUUUCCCCAAACACUGUCAUCUCACCUAACCCCUAUAGGUUGUCAACAGCCUAACCCUAUCCCACCUCCCAACCUUGGCCCAGGGUCAGAAGCUGCUGAAGAAUGUUGGGAGAAUAGGGUGCUCAUCCAAUAGGUCAUGGCAUUGGCUUUGUUUGAACCUGUGGAGUCCAAUGGAAACCCUGAGGGAAAGAUCUGGGCGGGUCAGAGGAAAGUAGAGAUGCUGAAGGCCUGGGAUCAAAGGGUUUAUGUAUUAGGAAUGCAGCCCCGAAAUGGGAGGAAAAUAGAAGAGCCAGGCUCCUCAAUCCGUGUUACAUCAAAGGUGCUUCCAGCCCCGGGCCCAACUCCUAAUCCCUACUUUAUGUCCUAGGGCUUUUAAUUGUUUAUAUGUUAUUUUAAGGGGGGAGGAGGAGGGAGCAUCCAGUCUUCCUGCAAAAUACUUUAUCUGUGGUUUAUUUUGUAAUUUCUGUAA